This is a messenger RNA of Closterium sp. Naga37s-1, 504 nucleotides long. NCBI's taxonomy places the organism in Eukaryota, Viridiplantae, Streptophyta, Zygnematophyceae, Desmidiales, Closteriaceae. The record is from the annotation of a GenBank genome assembly.
AUGUGCUGCGCCUUUCCUCUCCACUGCCCCACCUCCUAUCUCUCGCUUUCUCCUCUCCCAAUCCAUUUCCUCUCCCUCCGCCACUCCUCUCCCACCUUCCCUCUCUCCCCCCCUCUUCUUCCCACCACUCUCCUCUCCAUCCGCCCCUCCUCCCCCACACCCUCUCCUCUCACUCCCCCUCUCCUCUCACUCUCCCCCUCCUCUCACUCCCCCCUCCUUUACUUCCCCGUCUCCCCUCACUCCACCUCUCCUCUCACUCCCCUUCUUUUCUCCCUCCCCCUCUUUUUCCCCUCAGCUGUAGACGCGUCUGGUGUUGCAGCAGUGGGCGUGAGCUUUGGGAGCGGGGAGGGAGGCAGCUCUAACUCCCCACCCCUCACCCUCCCCACCUCCCCCUCUUCCCCCCCCCCCCCUCCUCCCCCCCCCCCCCCCGGCACCCCUCUGCCCCUCCUCCCCACCCGCAGCAACAGGACACACUCAACGGUCAUGGCGGGCGGCAGCUUGUGA